AUGCCAUCACCAUUUGAAUCUUCUGUCGUUUCCCCGGCUGGUCAUGGCAAGGUGGCCCUCGCACUUCUUCCACCGUCCAUCCCAAGCUUUACAACUCUAUCCUACAAAUAUCCCCUAAAGCUACUCACCCAUUCGCCCCGCUUUCUUCCCCAGUCAUCCGCGCUGCCAUGCGUUUCGCGGCCAGUCCACCUAUACAUCCUCAGUUACGGCGGCGGCCUGCUGCCCGGCGACGAAAUCUCCGUCUCCAUCAUCCUCAACCCGCAAACGAGACUGGUGAUCAGUACCCCGCAAGGAUGUAACAAAAUCUACCGCACAGAGGCUACAAAUAAAGCUCGGAGCCGACUAGCAGUUCCCGCAAAUGGCCUGAACAGGAUGAGCCGGCAGACCCUGGACGUUCGCAUCGAGAGACAGGCCGCACUCUGCUACUUGCCUGACCCGAAUGUGCCGUUCAAAGACAGCCGCUACGAGCAGAUCCAGGUGUUCACCGUGGACUGGGCGACAGAGGUCAACAACCGCAGUAGCCUCUGCGUGUUGGACUGGGUCACGGAAGGCCGAACCGCACUGGGAGAGAAGUGGGAUUUCCACCUGUGGCGGGGAAAGAACGAGGUGUGGACUGUGGAUGGGAAUGGGGCCAAGAAGCUCCUGCUGCGCGACGCGAUUAUACUUGAUGUCGAGUCGGAAGAGCAAGCAGGAGAGAUGUGCGCGGCCACGGGCACGGGCCUUAUUCGCCAACGCACUGGAUCGAACGGCAUCAUUGGGACCCUUAUACUUUACGGACCCGUGUUUGAGAAGCUGGCGGCCUUUUUCAUGCAGCGAUUCCAGUCACAGCCGCGUAUAGGAUCCCAGAACUGGUCGUCAUCCUCGACGCCUUUGUCGAAAGGCGAAGCAGACGUUGUAUGGACUGCUGCACGAGUGCGAGCCAGCUUUGUGAUCGUCAAAUUUGGAGCAAAGGAUGUGGACGGAGCGAAGAGAUGGCUGGGUGAUCUCCUGCGGGAAGAGGGCAGCAUUGCAGCAGAGUUUGGUGAAGAAGCUUUGCUUUGCUUGUAA
Messenger RNA from Aspergillus fischeri NRRL 181, 1047 nucleotides. RefSeq names its product urease accessory protein UreD. NCBI's taxonomy places the organism in Eukaryota, Fungi, Ascomycota, Eurotiomycetes, Eurotiales, Aspergillaceae. The coding region runs from base 1 to 1047 and encodes 348 amino acids. The transcript has a single exon. Gene Ontology annotation, molecular function: nickel cation binding. The record is from RefSeq and is a predicted model, not a curated record.